This is a messenger RNA of Nerophis ophidion (straightnose pipefish), 3887 nucleotides long. It is a transcript of the gene fa2h, whose product is annotated as fatty acid 2-hydroxylase. The transcript is spliced from 7 exons. Gene Ontology annotation, biological process: lipid biosynthetic process; fatty acid metabolic process. Gene Ontology annotation, molecular function: heme binding; iron ion binding; fatty acid 2-hydroxylase activity. Gene Ontology annotation, cellular component: endoplasmic reticulum; membrane. The record is from RefSeq and is a predicted model, not a curated record. Bases 139 to 1278 code for a protein of 379 amino acids. Lineage: Eukaryota; Metazoa; Chordata; Actinopteri; Syngnathiformes; Syngnathidae.
CUUUGUCUUUGCGCAAGUCUGGGUGUUAACUGCCAAGUCUCGCCCCUCAACAGCAAGUCCUGGCCUGGACACCCGUGGAGCUUCUUUUUCCUCCUUUCAAACUUCGGUACAGGUGGAUUCCGCAUCCGCGCUGUCAGCAUGUCUCCUUCCACAUCCCCCCGGUUCUUCACGGAGCGGGAGGUGGCCCGCCACUGCACGGAGGACUCAUGCUGGGUGCUGUUGGGCACCAGAGUGUACGACGUGACGGCUUUCUUGCAGCGGCACCCCGGGGGACAAGCGCUGAUACUCGGCCGGUCGGGGAAGGAUGUGAGCGGGGAGAUGGAGGGACCUCCGCAUCGGCACUCUGAGAACGCCCGGCGGUGGAUGGAGCAGUACUACAUCGGGGAAGUGGACCGAGACAGUGACAGCGACAAACUUCAGACUCUGAGAGACAGAAGAAAAGCUAACCAGCAGAUGGAAGAGAAAGCAGAAAUUACAGCUGAAAUAAAGGAGAAAGAAGAGGGUCCACACAAUCGUUGCAGCAUUGUAGACCUGGAUAAGGAUUUGGUGGACUGGAGGAAGCCACUGGCAUGGCAGGUGGGCCACCUAGGAGAGAAAUAUGAUGCCUGGGUUCACCAGCCAGUCGACCGGCCUAUCAGACUCUUUGGAAACCCUUUUAUGGAGGCCAGCACCAAGACCUCUUGGUACUGGGUGCCAGUAGUGUGGCUUCCUAUUGUGUUUUAUCUUUGUUGGUAUUGCUACACCUCUUUGGCAAAAGGCACCACAAGGAUUGUCAUCACCUCAGAUUUCUCUGUUAUGGUCCAUAAAUACACUUUCCUGAUGUUCUUCUUGUUGGGCUGGUUCAUGUGGUCAUUCAUCGAGUACUGCAUCCAUCGCUUUGUCUUUCACAUGAAACCACCAGCUCAUAACUACUACCUCAUCACGCUACACUUUCUCCUGCAUGGGCAGCAUCACAAGUCUCCAUUUGAUGGUUCCAGGCUGGUCUUCCCCCCCGGCCUGGCCUCCUUAGUGGUUGUAACUUUCUACACAAUUUUGUGCAACCUGCUGCCAGAGAUGAUUGGGAAAUCAGUGUUUACCGGGGGACUGUGCGGCUACGUGGUGUACGAUAUGAUCCACUACUACCUUCACUACGGCUCUCCGAAGAAAGGCUCUUACAUGUACAGCUUAAAGGCCUACCAUGUCAAACACCACUUUGAGCACCAGAGAGCAGGUUUUGGAAUCACCUCCACGUUCUGGGACCGGCCCUUCAACACAGUCAUCCCUGAUGAGAAAUUUUAAUCCUAAGGAUCUCUGAAAGAAGAUUGAUCAACAAAACUUCCAUUAAGCCUUUAAACCACCUGACAUUCUAUCCACUCACACCUUUCUCCUCCAAAGUGAAGAUGACACUGCAGCCUUUGCAGUUAGUCCAGCCGCACAUUCCAAUUUGCUCAUCGGUUUGCACCACAUUCUUUCUUUGUGUGUCGGCGUGUGCAUACCCUUACAGUUGCAAGGCGUUUCUGUGCCAUUUUCCCCCGAGCCCAAUCAUCAUCCACCACUGCUGCUCCUUUAACCACACUGACCUCCCCUCUCAGGUGGCAUGUUGGCUAGUCAGAAUGCCAUAAAAUACAACUGCAACCCUUAAGUUUGUUAUGAUAUGAAUAAGCUCUCUGACCAAAACCUCUUUUUAUUCUAAUAUCGUUGCUAAAUCUUGUUCUGUCAAUUGGCGUCUAGGGUUGCUUGGAGAGAAAAAGAGGACAAAGAAAGUGACAAAAGGUGUGUGAAAGUGGAAUAGUGGGAGUGAAUAAGAUAUGUCUGUGGAUAUUCUCAUUCACCCAGGUCAUUGUAGUCACAGGACAUUCAAUCGAUCCCAACUGGACUGUUCGGUAUGUCUUAGAAGACGUUUUGUCUCUCAACUAAAUAGCCUUCAGCAGUUCAUGCUAGUAGACAUUUUACAUUAAUCAAACUUGGGAUCUAGAUAUCUAGUCAGGACACUCCUCACUGUUUUGCCUUCACCUUCAUUGUCCAUUCGUUUUUGGUGACUUUGGACCUAGACGUCGAGUCCGCGACAUACAUGGCGGACAUUAACUGAUACAGUCUGCUUUGCCAGUUCAAAUGCAUUCACUGUUUUCCACAUUGGCCUGGUAAUACAAAGCACACGCUACCUUUUUUAUCACAUCCACGGGAGCUCGCAUUCUUGUUGUCUCUCCUCCGACAAAUGGACAAAGUUUUUCGCUAAGUAGAAUCACAGUUGACCCGGCCGGACCUUCGAAAGUUCUCUUGCCGUCUGAGAAGUGUUGUAUGCGAAAUAGCUGUAAUCUCUUUCUCUUAUGGUAUUUAUGAAACACGGUUAUGUCUGGAUGACUCAACUCCAUAUUUCCAGGGGUUAGCUCCGAGUUACGAAACCGCUUUAUUAUAAAGCUGGCUGUGGGGCGUUCUUUCUGAUGUCACUUCCUGUGUGAGCGUCGUCUUUCAGGCGUCACUUCCUCUCCAAACUCACUUCGUAAAUGAUCAAUGAGUCCAUACAUAGCUAAGUGCCGGAGAUUCAAGAAUUACAGGGCUGACUUUCCCGUGUAAAAAUUAAAAUAGACAUACGAUACACAUGGCCCUAGAUUGGUCAGAUCAGUCCAGCUGUAGUCUAUUGAAUGCCCUGAGAAUAGUAAAGGAAAGGUAGGACAGAGGGGUAAGAAUAUGUGUGUGACCUGGGUGCCUACUCCCAGUGGAAACAAAAAUUGCUGUAGUUGUUGCUAGAAGAUUCAUCCAUAAUUUUAUCCAUCCAUCCAUCCAUUUUCUACCGUUUGUUCUUUUCAGGGUAAUUUAGAUUUGAUUUAACCAGGAUUGUUGUCUUAAGUGUACUGUUCUCUAUCCGUGGCUCUAAAUGUUCUCUAAGGGCCAUAUUUUGAUAUUAAUGUUCACUUUUUUGUGUCAUCUUUUCAUCAAUACCGAUACAAAGAUGUAAAAAUGUUUUGUAAAUCUGAUUUGUUAGUCAAUAGCUGAAGUUUGACGCCGACAUGGAGUAAUUCCCAGAAAAAUAGCACACAAUGGAUGAUGUCACCAUCCGCAUCCAUGCCAGGGAGAAACGAGAUGGAAUGAAGUCAGCUUGUCAGGCUUCUUGCUGGGGGAGACUUUGGGGUCAAAAAUCACAAACUCAUCAUCCUACGUGACAGCAUCUGUCUGUUUUUACCUUUUUUUUUUGUUUUUUUUUCAAUCAUUUUUACAUUCUAUCACUGCAGCUCCCUAUGAGAUGACGAUGUAACACCAUCUGACUGCAGCAUGAUGUCGUGAUCACAGCUGGCGGAUCCUCAGACAGUUUACUCUUAAGCAUUACCGAUAACUAACGCAGAACAACUUUAUGUAUUUUGAUUGAAGAGAAAAUGUACUUUAAUCAACUAUUUUACACAAUACUGUAUAAGUAUAGACUAUGUGAAAUAACAUGCAAAUUAUCGCGCAAUGCUUUGUACCAUUUUUGAAAAUGAACAUUUUCAGUUAGUGCAAUCUAAUAGUUUUUGUACUUACUACUUCUCACUAAACACUGAAAAAUCUCACCUUUGCUCACAGGGGUGGAUGGCUGUUGAAUUAGCACCAAUCACCAAUAUUCAUAUUUCCUUCACCUAACUGAUUACUUUUAUUCAUGAAUAUUCAAAUACAAAAAUGUUGCUCUAGAAAGGCUUCAAAAAUGAACAAAUGUUACUAACAGCAGUCAUAUGUAACAUCUAUUGGAAUAACACUGUUAUAAUUUUUCAAUUAACACAACAAAAAACUAAAUUUCAGCUUGUUUCUGGCAAUGAAAAUUGUCUUCUACUCAAUUAAAGAACGUGGAAUAUAUGUUUACUCGAGCAUCUCAUACAUUUAAUGUUGCUGUUUUAAAUGUCCAUGCAAAUGUAUUUGUAAAUAAAUUUCUAUAUUUAUGA